Molecule: messenger RNA, 1709 nt
Organism: Styela clava
Lineage: Eukaryota; Metazoa; Chordata; Ascidiacea; Stolidobranchia; Styelidae
Product: D-beta-hydroxybutyrate dehydrogenase, mitochondrial-like
Biological process (GO): steroid metabolic process
Cellular component (GO): intracellular membrane-bounded organelle
Molecular function (GO): oxidoreductase activity
Source: RefSeq, a predicted model, not a curated record
AGUCCAAUCGUUUUAUGCUUUCCGCACUCUCUAAUUGGAGAUGUAAGGUUUCCCAUAUUGCAAAUUAGUUAGAUUUUGAAAGAACCUUGUGGUUUUAAUGUCAAAAUGAAAACAAAGUUUCCCUCAAUCCAAAUUCUUAGAAUGGUAAAGGUUAUAUAAUAAAUAGAAAAAAUGUCCGAUGCAACCAAAUUUGUAAAUACACCCCACAUUUGGAGUAGAAGUAUUAUAAAAUUUCAUUUUAGAUAGCUUAGGUCUGUAAAAAUAGAGAUUCUUAGUUUGACCCCGUGACCAAUUGAGUGAUUGGGCUGUUAGUACAAAUCAUUGGUAACAAAGCAGCCAUUCAGUGCUAGUGGAAUAUUCUCACACAUCCUAAAAGAUGGGUAAAAUCGAGGAAAUGAUAUUCUAUUGUGGAAUAUCAUUGUUGAUGACAGCAACUUUUGGCCUGAUGUUGCCUUUUCUAAUUCUUCAAAUAUCAACUGCUACAGGCUUCACUGGUGAUCACACAAUAGGUGUAUCAUGGGUCUAUCUGUCAUGUGUUUUCAUCUUCUGCAUGGUUUUACAAUGGAUACCAAGAGGCAGGUUGAAUCCUAAAGGAAAAGCUGUUUUUAUCACAGGGUGUGAUACAGGAUUUGGUUUUCUGUUGGCGAAACAACUUGAUGCAUUGGGAAUGUAUGUGUUUGCAGGUUGUUACUUGAAAGAUAAGGGUGGAGAUGGAGUAAAGCAUUUGGAAAAAACAGGUUCAGAUCGAUUAAAAGUUGUGCAACUCGAUGUGUCUGAUGAGGAGAGUGUGAAAAAGGCUGUUAAAUUUAUUGAGGACAAUCUUCCUUCUGGACAAAAAGGUCUUUGGGGAGUUGUGAAUAAUGCUGGAACAUCAGCAUUUGGUGAUAUCGAGUGGUCAUCAAUUGAGCUAUAUAAAAGGGUUGCUGAAGUCAAUCUAUGGGGAGUUAUCAGGGUCACAAAGGCUUGUUUACCAAUGAUAAGAAGGGCUAAAGGAAGAGUUGUGAAUAUGGCAAGUGGUCUGUCACGUAUCACUGCUGCAUCAAGAUCUGUAUACUGUGUGUCCAAAUAUGGAGUUCAGUGUUUUUCAGAUUGCCUGCGAUAUGAAAUGAGACAAUGGGGAGUAAAGGUAUCAAUCAUAGAACCAGGAAACUACAUUGCUGGCACGAAUAUCUUCACUAAACAAUCUGUUGCUGCUUUGGGUGAUAGAAUGUGGGGUGAAAUGUCUGAAACAGCUAAGGCAGAUUAUGGAAGAGAAUAUUUUGAUAGAAAGGUAAAUGAAAUGGUAGGAUACUGCAAUGCUGGUGUGAAAGACCUCACUCCUGUUACUGAUGCCUAUGAAGAUGCAUUAUUAUCAAAACACCCUUUCAUUCGCUACAAUCCCAUGACUCCAUAUUGGAGAAUCCGGCUGUUCAUAAUGUCAAUACUUCCCACGCCCAUUGGUGAUUACAUGUAUAUCUACAAAGAUUCACAAACCAUCAAUUCAUCCAAAUUCAACUGAUUUGGAGACAUGGAGCGUUAUUUUGGCCUGGUAAUUUAAUUAGAAUAUCGAUGUGAAUCAAACUUUGCACUCAUUGUACCAUAUGGGUACUCCUGAAGUAUGCGCACCAAGAUGUCGCACAACCAUCUUGGUGCGCAUACUUCAGGAGGUCCAUCAUAUGUUUAUAUAUAUAUAAUAUCAGCAAUAAAAUCGUUCAUGUGUUCACUGAUUU